AUGAUUUGUUUAUUUUUAGCCGUUAAGCAAUUCUCUGAAGAAGUAUAGAGAAAUUUUAGAGCUGAAGGAUACUUAAAGUUCAAGAAUUAAGCCUCAAAAUUUUAAGGUAGUAUAGCUACUUCAGUAUUUUAGUAUGAAACGGUUUAAACUGAUAAUUAAGAAGCUUUAAAUAAAAUUCCUUAGUUCUUUGUAUAUAUUUUAUCUUUAUCAUCUAACCAACUUAAUGGUAUUUGGGUAAUGUCUUGGGGUCAAAAAAUAGAAGAAAGUAUAUUAGCAGUAAAGGAUAUAUUAGAAGUUGUUAUUAAAGACUAUUUUAUUCCAGCUUUAAUUUUAGAUUAAUUUUUUCUUAUUUAUGUUAAAUUUGAGCUCAAUAUCAAAUUAAAUACGAUUGGAAUACCCUAAAUCUUUUUAAUUUUGUCAAAAGUAAGAUAAAAAUAUUUAAAAGAAAAAUUUAAAUGUGAAAACCUUAAAUUUUACUAAUAAUGGAGAUUUCAAAAAAUAGAAGUUAUUUAGCAUAGUUUAGGUGUGUUCUUGCUUCAAUAAAUACUAUUUUAGAAAUUGAUUAAGCAUAAAGAUUGUUUUUUAUGGGAGCUGAACUAAAUGAUUUAAUAAGAUGUUUAAAUGUGAGUCCAUUGUAUUAAAUAAAAUUGAAUUAUUUUUUAGAUCAAGUAAAUCCUGAAUAUAUUCCUCAUAUUAAUGUAUUUAUUAAAAAGUGCCAUACAAUUCUUAUAAAUCCAAAUAGAAUCUAGUAAUGUACAAUAAAUGCAAGUCUGUGUAGAAAGAAAUAAUAGUCUAACAGCUUUUAUUUAUUCAUAUUUUUAGAUGAUACAACAAUACAAAGAUAGAUCCCUAGUAGUUUAAUAAAAAACCUUGAAAAUAAAUGAAAAUUUUCUAAAGUUAGAUAGGUAUAAUUUUGAUUAGUAUUAUUUUGAAGUUUCUGGUAAUCUUAAUUUAAAUAAUUGUUAAAAACUCUUUGAAAAGUUUGAUCAAUAAUAAGUUUCAAGUCAUCAAUUCUUAAUAAUGCAGAAAUUCAGACUUUUGGAUUUUCUUAGAAUUUAAAAGUGA
Paramecium pentaurelia is the source of this 1065-nucleotide messenger RNA. Lineage: Eukaryota; Ciliophora; Oligohymenophorea; Peniculida; Parameciidae. The record is from the annotation of a GenBank genome assembly.